Messenger RNA from Beta vulgaris subsp. vulgaris (sugar beet), 1734 nucleotides. RefSeq names its product phytoene synthase 2, chloroplastic-like. Gene Ontology annotation, molecular function: geranylgeranyl diphosphate synthase activity. The record is from RefSeq and is a predicted model, not a curated record. The coding region runs from base 281 to 1381 and encodes 366 amino acids. Gene Ontology annotation, biological process: carotenoid biosynthetic process. Lineage: Eukaryota; Viridiplantae; Streptophyta; Magnoliopsida; Caryophyllales; Amaranthaceae. The transcript has 6 exons.
AUGACCUUUAGUACGAUUAUCAGCAUGAGACGUCUUUUAAACAAAUGACCUAUAAAUUUAUGGCCAUUAGUCUAGACUACUAUAACUAUCAUUUGUUAAUUGUGCGUGCAAGAGUAUAGAACAUCGACAGUGAAAUUGUGCUCUUGCUCCACAUGUUUCUGAUGAAUUAAUCUAUUUAAGAUCAAAACUUUAUAACAUAAGACAGGAGUCCAAACACUUGAAGUUAAACUUCGUUUCAGCGUAACUUACAAUUCAGCAACUGAUAAAUAGUAAAAUUAAUAUGUUGAGCUCCUCGAUAGCCUUGCACUUGCUGCCAGUAGUGCCUGGCAGCAGUGGCCGGUCCUCGUCGUCGGCGGCGCGAAAAUCAAAGGGAACAACCAAACCAACAAGCUCGUUUACUGUGUCAAAUAAGAGCAUUGAUUUUUUCAAUGAAUUACAAGUAGAACAAGUCAUUGAAAGACAGUCCAAAUGCUUAAAUCCCAAAAAACAAAUUUAUGAUCCUGCUCUUCUUAGAGAGGCCUACAAGAGUUGCCAAAAUAUUUGUGCUCAGCAUGCUAAGAGCUAUUAUCUAGGAAGUUUGUUGUUGACUGAAGAAAGAACAAAAGCAAUAUGGGCUAUUUAUGCUUGGGGUCGGAGGACAGAUGAGCUAGUGGAUGGUGAAAAUGCCAACAACGCGAGUUCAGCUGUGCUGGAUAUCUGGGAAAACAGGCUUGAAGACAUCUUCAACGGAUGCCCAUAUGACACAAUUGACACUGCCUUGGCUGAUACUAUCCAGCAAUAUCCCUUAGACAUCAAGCCAUUUAAAGAUAUGAUAAAAGGAAUGAGAAUGGACACAUGGAAGAGUCGUUACAACAACUAUGAAGAGCUUGAACUAUACUGCUACUAUGUGGCUGGAACAGUUGGCCUAAUGACUCUUCCGAUUUUUGGAACUUCACUGGACACAGUAACUUCUACACAAAGCAUUUAUAAGGCUGCGAUUUCCUUGGGAAUCGCGAACCAACUAACUAACAUCCUUCGAGAUGUAGUUGAAGAUGCUUCGAUGGGGAGAGUGUACCUUCCACAAGACGAGCUUCGAGAGUUUGGCUUAACAGACGCUGACAUCUUCUCUAGGAAGGUCACAAAGGAAUGGCGAGAACUCACAAAGAAACAGAUAGCAAGAGCAAGAUACUAUUACGAUCAAGCAGUGGAAGCCAUUUAUCAGCUAGACCGUGCUAGUAGAUGGCCGGUGUGGGCAUCAAUGAUGUUGUAUCGGAAAAUAUUGGAUAAGAUAGAGGAAAACAACUACGACAACUUGACAAAGCAAGCAAGAGUUGGGAAUGCUGAAAAGCUUCUUAUGUUGCCACUAGCUUAUGCCAAAGCCAAGGGUUGGCAGUGUGAUUAGUAUAAUUAACCAGCAAUAAAUUAGUAUAAUACCGUGUUAUCGAGUUUGCUUGCUUCCUAAUUAUUGAUUAUGUUGCUGACACAUGUAUUUUCAUGGCAAACUCAUAACUCAUUGAUCAUUUACGUUCUCCAUUCAUGUGCUCAUGUACAAAGGAUAUAAUGUUAGAGUAUGUGAGAUGGUGCACCACAUACAUCCGAAUGUAUGGUUAAUACUAGAUGUAUCAUUUAGGAUAAUUGGAUCGGAUCAUCUCAUAUACAUAAUAGUUUUGGAAAUCACUUUAUAUGCCCUAUUUUAUAGAAAAAUUUGUGUAUAAAAAUUUGAAAAAGUCAUCCAAUAAAUACUCUAUUUGUUUA